Molecule: messenger RNA, 759 nt
Organism: Penicillium manginii
Lineage: Eukaryota; Fungi; Ascomycota; Eurotiomycetes; Eurotiales; Aspergillaceae
Exons: 1
Coding region: 1-759 (252 amino acids)
Source: RefSeq, a predicted model, not a curated record
AUGAUCGUGGACAAAAUUUACGGUACAAACACCGCUGGUGACAUCGUCGGCCCCUCUGGCACCAGCGUGAUCUUCCCACUUGACCUUGAUGAGGUCUCGACCAUCGUGCCGAACAUCUCAGCGACUCAUCAACUUACGCUCAAUGAUCUCCGCACCGACUGUCCACAGACAGAGCCAGCAUCUGUCAUCGCAACAAAAGUGCCUGGUGGCCCUUGCGACCCGAUUCUCGCAGCACCAAAGAAGGUCAAAUCAUGGGCGUCACCUUGCGGCGCGUGUCAAAACUUCGGACUGUUUGAUCCUCCAUAUGCCGUUUCGCCUCUCACUGGAGGUCUGGUACCAAUGACUACCACGACAGUGGAGCCCGCGCCCCAGACUACGACCACAAUUGUAUCUGCCACCGAGACUACCACUCCCGAUGAGACCGCCGCAUCUACAACAUUGCAUUCUACUGCUGCUGGUGUGGCAGUGACUCUGACUGAAUCAUUCGGCUCGAUCGUAGCCACCAUCCCGGUGACUGUCCUGACAUCAUCUAAUGAAGCUUCGUCGCAAUCCUCCAUUGCUGCGGAGACUGCAACGGAGCCCUCCAUGCAGACAUCAACUGCCAAUCCCACCUCUCUCGCAUCCUCGUCCUCAUCUUCAUCUACGGGCGCGAGCCCGAGCUCUAGUAUACCUGCAGCUCCUGCUGCGGCCACCAAGAUCUCGGGUGGACUUGGUUGGAUCAUGAGUUUGAUCUUGGGAAUAAACAUGGUGGUAUUAUGA